This is a messenger RNA of Monomorium pharaonis (pharaoh ant), 1261 nucleotides long. RefSeq lists its product as uncharacterized. The transcript is spliced from 3 exons. The coding region runs from base 751 to 1224 and encodes 157 amino acids. Lineage: Eukaryota; Metazoa; Arthropoda; Insecta; Hymenoptera; Formicidae. The record is from RefSeq and is a predicted model, not a curated record.
UUCUUAAUACAAUGACAUAAGCUGUUGCAAUAUCAACAUUAUGAUUCAAUCGAGACCAUUGUACUUGCAUUAAUAUUAUAUUAUGAAUAUAUAUAUUUUCUAUUGGCAUCCCGCAACAAGACAAUUUAUUGAAUCAUAGUAAUUUACUUUUUUCUUAAUUGAAGCAAAGGGCAAAGGGCGUCAAAACAAGGCUUAACUCUACGAAUCUUUUGUAAAAUAAUUGAUGUAUAUACUAACACUUACAUGCCUAUCAAAAUAUUAUUUUUAAUUAUAAUUAGGUAUUAAUUAAUUUUAAUUUUAUUAUAAAAUUGUAACGGUGAGAAACAAACAUGGAAUUCAACUAAAAAAACUUGAUAUUAAGUGUAUCGACUUUUUAUAUAAAAUCGAUUAUAAAGUGAGCAACAAAAAAUCAUAAAAUGCAGCUAAUGUCAGAAAAACAAUUACGAAGCAACAAAAUUUGAUUUAAAUAUCUCAUUAUGUCAUCUGGCUGAACAAAAUUUAAAGUAAAAUCUAUUUCCAUAAUAAAAAAUGGUUAUUACUACCAAUACAAAUUUUUAUUAAAAUUAUCAGAUAAUAUAAUGGAUUCUGUACAAGCUAGAGAUCAGAUAUAUAGAAGCUGACACUUAACAAAGACGAAAUAAACAUUAAAACUGAAGAAAACUAUAAUUCAAUAAUGGACACACGAUUCUUUAAAUUUUAACAUUAAAUAAUCAAAAAUAACUAAUACAUUUAAGAAAACGCAAUAGAGAGAUGCAUAAAAUUCAAUUAAUCAGUAAUUAUCGUAAUUAUAAAAAUCAGAACAAAAUGCACAAAAUUAAAUAUGUAAAAGACAUUAUACAAGAUUUGGAAAACUAUGGACCAGCUAGUUUAAUACACAUUGCUAUUUUGAGUAACAUAAUUAAAAGACCCAUUAAUAUAUGGAAUGCUAAUGGUAGUUUAAAUAAGACCAUCGGAAAACAAAAAUUGGGACAAUCUGUAGAUAUUGAAUAUCAUGCAAACAGUUCGGAACAAUUUGGUCACUGGACCCUAAGAGAUAGCAAAGAUCCCGAUAACGUUAUUAUUGAUUUAAACAGCUGCUUGUUUUCGGUGAUUGGUUCUCAAAUCGGGCAAAAUCCAUUAAAACUUCGUAAGUGGACUGUGUUAAAACUAAAGGACAAUUUUCAGAAUUUGGCCAAAUGGUUAGAUAAAAUUCAGUGGAAGAAGGGUGCAGGAGUUUUUUUAUGAUUGGCGGAGUAAACGGACACGGACCUGAAAGUCCGAG